AUGGAUCUUCCUUUUGGUUACGUCUACGAUGACCGAAUGCUUCUUCAUAAAUGUCAUUAUGACAAUACAAUGGCUGAAAGACCUGAAAGAAUGAGCUUGAUUUUCGAGAGAUUACUUCAUGAUAAAUUGUUAAUUGGAAGCUUGAAGAUUGAAUCUCGCCCAGCUACUGAUGAAGAGCUGCUCAUCAACCAUCCAAGAGAACUUCUCUCGGAGCUACAAGACUUGAAAACUUCAGAUGAUUGUGAAGAAUAUUGUCGCGAUAAAGAAAUUUUGUGGCUCAGUCCGGAAAGUGAGCAGGCUGCAAGACUGGCAGUUGGCUCAUCGAUUGAUAUUGUCAAAGCGAAUAUUGAUAAGAAAAUUGGAAACGGUUUUGCUAUUGUUCGUCCACCUGGACAUCAUUCGUAUGGGAAAAUUUCUCAGGGCUACUGUGUUUUCAACAAUGUGGCUAUUGCUGCUAAAGUUGCAUUAAAGGAUUUCGGAGUCAAAAAAAUUGCCAUAGUUGACUUCGAUUACCAUGCUGGAAAUGGCACGUUUUAUUCUGUUAAGAAUGAAGAGAACAUAAUGUUUGUUUCACUACAUUCAUACUGCCAUGCAGCUUUCUGGCCAUUCAUGAAAGAAUUCGACUUCGAUACAGGAAAAAACACUAUAUUCUUUCCCCUUAAUGGAGCUAUGAAUACGGAAGUUGAUUUUAUGGCAGCAUUUCAUCAUGUGAUUCUUCCAAUCCUAAAAGAGUGGGCUCCUGAACUCAUUUUGGUGUCAGCCGGCUUCGACGCUGGAUUCUAUGACAUUAUGCUUGAAAUGGGACAAGCAGUGAAAGCUCAUGGAUUCGGUCACAUAGUACGUUGUCUCAACGAAAUCACACCUGAUCAUGUGAUCGCCAUAUUAGAAGGAGGCUAUUUCCCUCGAAACUAUACCGAGUCUGCAGCAAUGAUGGUGCGAGGACUGAAGGGUCUGAAAUUACCCAAAAUUGAUUACUCUAUUCCUGUUGCGGGUCCGAUGAUAGAAACAAUAUGGAAUAAUGUUAUCCAUCAUAAAAAACAUUUCAAUUGUAUGGAAUUGAAAGAACGCCUACUUCAAGCACAACAGGAAAAAGUUGGACUCUUACCGUUCAUGCCGAAGACGCAGAUCUAUUUGGGUGGAGAGAUGAGAAGGAUGUACGAUAAAGUGAAGAAACGAAAAGCCGUCAGGACACGAGAGUGGUUCCCCGAAUUAUCUCCAGAAGCUGUAGCGAAAAGUACCAAAAAAAUUGAUGAAUAUAUACAUAAGUACAAAUACGAAGAGAAACCAGAAAAGUAUUUCUGUGAUCUGAAUGUGAAGUUGGAACAAUUACUUUGGACAGAGCAGACGGAAGCGGACUACUUCAUUCGGUCAGCUGAAACAACUUUAUUUUUCGUGAACGACUUCCGAGAUUUCGUAGAGGGCAGAAAAAACCAUACGAUGAUAUGUGACAGAGAGCUCUACGACAUCGAAAAAGAUGAACGAAAGAAAUGA
Molecule: messenger RNA, 1491 nt
Organism: Auanema sp. JU1783
Lineage: Eukaryota; Metazoa; Nematoda; Chromadorea; Rhabditida; Rhabditidae
Source: the annotation of a GenBank genome assembly